ACACAUGUUUACAUAUAAAAAGCUGACUUGGUUUUCUAGUUUCAACAAACUGUUUAUUUCUCUAAUCAACAACAAAGAGAAGUAAUAGCAAACAAUGACAAUGUCAAUGUCAAUAUGCACCCAACUAGGAGCAAAGAUUCCACCACGAUGCUAUCUAAUGGACCAAUCCAAAACAUUCCUUAAUCUCCAAAAGACACAUUCAAUGCCCCCAGAGAAAAAAGAAGUGUUCAAAUCCCUGGAUAAAUGGGCAGUGAAGAAUCUUUUGCCACUAAUCAAACCUGUGGAGAAAAGCUGGCAACCCCAUGACUUGUUGCCAGACUCGUCGCUACCUGCGGAUGAGUUCAUCGAUCAAGUGAAGGCCCUGAAAGAUCGAACGGCCGAGCUUCCCGACGAUUAUCUUGUGGUUUUGGUCGGUGGCAUGAUCACCGAGGAAGCAUUGCCUACGUACCAAACAUGGGUGAACGGGUUGGAUGGAAUUGGGGACGAGACAGGGUCAAGUUUGACACCAUGGGCUAUAUGGACAAGAUCUUGGACUGCCGAAGAAAAUAGACAUGGAGAUUUACUCAAAACCUAUCUCUAUCUUUCCGGUCGCGUUGAUAUGCGCAUGAUUGAGAAGACGAUCCAUUACCUGAUUGGAACUGGCGUGGAUGUGGGAACCGAAAACAAUGCGUACAUGGGCUUCGUGUACACAUCAUUUCAAGAGCGAGCCACAUUUGUGACGCACGGCAACAUAGCUCGAAUGGCCAAAGAAAGAGGUGAUUUAGUACUUGCACAAAUAUGUGGUACCAUUGCUGCGGACGAGAAGCGCCACAAGAACGCUUACGUGAGAAUCGUCGAGAAGCUUCUAGAAGUGGACUCAUCAGAAACUAUGAUGGCUAUAGCAAAUAUGAUGCGGCGCAAGAUUACAAUGCCCGCACACUUGAUGCACGAUGGACAAGACCCGCGACUCUUCGAUCAUUAUUCAGCGGUGGCGCAGCGUAUUGGCGUGUAUUCGACGGAUGAUUAUGCUGAUAUCUUGGAGUUUUUAAUUAGAAGGUGGAAAUUGGAGAAGCUUGAGGGCUUGACAAGUGAGGGACAACGUGCACAAGAGUUUGUGUGUAAGCUUGCACCGAGAAUAAGAAGAUUGCAGGAACGUCUUGAUUUGCGAGCAAGCAAGAUCAACCACAAAUUCAGUUGGAUCUUCAAUAAAGAGGUGUCAUUGUGAUGUUUUAUAGUCUCCCAUUAAUAUUUAAUUAGUUAACAAUAGUAUAUAAACUUCUCAUAUUUUAUAAUACUUAUUUAAAACAUAGCUUAGCAUGGAAAUGGAUUCAUGCUCAUGCGCUUUGAAUUUUGUUGUUUUUUUACUGAGAGGGGGGUCCGUUCAAAUGACUAGGUAGUUAGGGGUAUGCUGGAGUGUGGAGUGGAGUGGCCAGCUAUACUCUCCAACUUGCUCUCUCUCUCUAGAAAUAUGUUCUGUCAAAGACUUAAGAAAGUCUGUACCGUUGAAUUGAUUGACUUUAGUUUUUCUUUUA
This is a messenger RNA of Lathyrus oleraceus (garden pea), 1511 nucleotides long. RefSeq names its product stearoyl-[acyl-carrier-protein] 9-desaturase 6, chloroplastic. Gene Ontology annotation, cellular component: chloroplast stroma. Bases 95 to 1204 code for a protein of 369 amino acids. Lineage: Eukaryota; Viridiplantae; Streptophyta; Magnoliopsida; Fabales; Fabaceae. Gene Ontology annotation, molecular function: stearoyl-[ACP] desaturase activity. The record is from RefSeq and is a predicted model, not a curated record. Gene Ontology annotation, biological process: fatty acid biosynthetic process. The transcript has 2 exons.